GGGUGUGCGGCAGUUCGACCUGAGCAAAGUACAAGUCAAUUUGUUUCAAGCAACAGUGCCAACACAGAAAAUUUAAGCAGUACAAGUAGGCCAAGGUUGAUUGAAAAUGAGGACGGCUUCCUGGAGCUGUGCUGCUUGCAAGGGCUAGGAUUCUGGAGAGGUUGAGAGGGGUGCCUCUUUCUGCAAACAGGUCUGAUGAUGGAUCCAUUUUUCUUCUCUGACUCCACUUUUAGAUGGACCUCUAUGUGUAAAAACUGGGUUAUAGUGACCCAUUUAACUCAUUGAAGAUAUUGCAUUGCGGACAUGUCACAUUACAAAACUGGCAAGAUUGGUCUGAGAUGGAGGGCAGAGAAGGAAGUCAUAUCUGGGAAAGGGCAGUUCAUAUGUGGUAACAAACACUGUGAUGAAAAAGAUGACUUGGCUAGCUAUGAGGCAAGUGUUUUAGUAACAUCAUUGAUCUCUAUAGCAUUUUAUGGUUAUUCUGAAGCUGGAGAAAACAAACAAGCACUUGUGAAAUUGGUAACUUGUGAGAGAUGUGCGGAUAAGCUUCAUUACAAAAGGCAGAAAGAGAAGGAGCAAUCAGAAAAAGGAGAACGGGAAGAAAACAAAAGAAAGAGGAAUCAGUCAAGGAGUAUUGAUGAAACAGAUAAUGACUGCGAAGAGAGCAUGGAGAGAAGAAAAAGUCUGAACAUUCCUCUGGAAAAAAAGGCUUCAAUUUCAACUGAUGAUCAUAAAGUUGAUGAUAACUUUGAUGAGUUUCUAAAGGGGAUGUUUCCAUGACCGACUGCUGCCAUAUUUAGAUGGAUAGUUGCUUGCCAACAUUGACAACAUGAUAGCAAAAUGCUGAAGUUCCAAAAUAGAAUGAACCUUGGUGUUUCAUAGUUCCAAACAUUUCUUUACCCUUUAAAUUCCAUUAAACCGUUAUCUGUGUAUCCAUUAGGAACAGAAAUUAACAUGUAACCUAGGGAAGCAAAUAGAAUGUAUAAAACCGAAGAAGAAGCCACCUGGUCUCAGUCAGGAGGCUCUAGAUUGUUUGCACCAGGAGGUUUUCAGCAGCAAGGUUGAAGUGGUGGAAUCAAGAGCUUCACAGGAUUGUAGUAUAUGUCUGGAGACAUUUGUGGAGGGAGAUGCGCUUAUACGCUUGCCAUGUUCCCAUAGCUUCCACUCUGCCUGCUUGGAUCACUGGCUUCGAACUUGUGGUGACUGCCCAUAUUGUAGAACCAUAACUAUAGUAACAAGUCACAACAAAGCGUCAAAGGGUUAGAUUUUUUUUUAAUUUUUACUAGAAAUGUUUUUGUAAUCUGGGUUUUCCUACACGUGUGAAAGUUAUGGCACUGACCAAAUUAUUUUUUUUAAUUUGUAAUUGUGUGCAUAUGUAAUUAUUGUAUCUCCUGCUCUGUUGUACACCCACGAGAAAAUCUGGUCUCAUUGUAUUUCUUGACUGCUAUUUUGAAAUUUGAAUGUGUUUUCUGUGUUUUACUGUUUUA
Molecule: messenger RNA, 1487 nt
Organism: Quercus robur (English oak)
Lineage: Eukaryota; Viridiplantae; Streptophyta; Magnoliopsida; Fagales; Fagaceae
Exons: 9
Coding region: 304-780 (158 amino acids)
Biological process (GO): dephosphorylation
Molecular function (GO): phosphatase activity
Source: RefSeq, a predicted model, not a curated record